GCGCGCCACUCCGCAGACCAACAUGUCCUCGUUUCGCAUCAAUCAAGUCCGCGUCCUCGGUGAGAUGCCUCGCGAGUUCCUUGACAUUCUCACUCCCGACGCCCUGCGCUUCCUCGCCCACUUGCACGAAUCGUUUGAAGCGCGACGGCGGCAGCUCUUGCGUGACCGCGCCGAUCGCCAAGUUGCAUUGGACGCGGGCCAUUUCCCGACUUUUUUGCCUGAAACCAAGUACAUUCGCGACGGCGCGUGGAAAGUGGCGAGCAUACCCCAUGACUUGCAAGAUCGCCGCGUUGAAAUCACUGGCCCAGUCGAUCGCAAGAUGGUUAUCAAUGGUUUGAACUCAGGGGCCAAGUGCUACAUGGCUGAUUUUGAAGACUCGACAUCGCCCACGUGGCGCACGCUGGUGCAGGGCCAAGUCAAUCUUCGUGACGCCGUUCGUCGGACAAUUUCGUUCACACAAGCUGCGACGGGCAAGACAUAUGCCUUGAACGAGACAAUCGCGACUUUGCUAGUGCGACCCCGCGGUUGGCAUUUGGACGAAGCUCACCUGACGGUGAAUGACGAGAUCAUGUCCGGGUCGUUGUUCGACUUUGGGCUGUACUUUUUUCAUAACGUCCACGAGCUCGUUCAACGUGGAUCAGGGCCAUACUUCUACUUGCCCAAACUGGAGCACCACAACGAAGCCCGUCUGUGGAACGAUGUGUUUAUUGCCGCGCAAAACUACCUAGCCGUCCCCGUGGGAACGAUCAGGGCGACGGUUCUGAUUGAAACAAUCACGGCGGGGUACCAGAUGGAAGAGAUUCUCUUUGCGCUCAAGGAACAUUCGAGCGGGUUGAACUGCGGUCGUUGGGACUACAUAUUUUCGUUCAUCAAAAAGUUUCGCAACCACCCGUCGUUCGUCAUGCCCGACCGUGCUGCCGUGUCAAUGACGACACCAUUUAUGGCGUCUUACGUUAAGUUGCUCAUCCAGACUUGCCACAAACGCGGCGCUCACGCUAUGGGCGGCAUGGCGGCCCAAAUCCCAGUGAAGAACAACCCCGCACUCAACGAAAAGUUUAUGAAGGCAGUGUAUGACGACAAGUUGCGAGAGGUGGUCGCGGGCCACGAUGGAACCUGGGUAGCUCAUCCUGGUCUUGUCAAUAUCGCCAUGGACGUCUUCAAUGCCAACAUGACGACACCCAACCAGAUCCACAAGACCGCUCCAUUGGCGAGCGCGACUGUUGAAGCGAAGGACUUAAUUGAGGUGCCAGUAGGAUCGAUCUCGAUGACUGGGCUACAAGAAAAUAUCGACGUGACCCUCGUGUAUGUCGAGGCGUGGCUACGAGGCAAUGGAUGCAUUCCCCUUCACAACAAGAUGGAAGACGCCGCGACUGCUGAGAUUUCCCGCGUGCAGGUGUGGCAGUGGCUCAAGCAUGCUGCGUCCACCGCCAAUGGCCAGCGCAUUACAAAGGAUCUUGUGCUGAACAUUCUCGACGACUGCACAAACAAGCACCUUGCUCGCGCCAAGGGCGACCACAAGUACGCAUUGGCGAAGGACGUGACGGCCGACAUUUUAACGGGCCCAACCUUUCCCGAGUUUUUGACGCUACCGUGCUACCCGCACAUCGUGUCGUACGAGGCAAGCGGUGCGUCCAAGUUGUAAGACCUACACGCUCCUUUUUGUAUCUAUAGUCGGCCGACGCGUGGCCGAGCAACGAGUGAAGUGAUUGAGAAAGCUGCUCCCUUUCACAAACAUUUCCUCGCCAAAUUCCAUCCUCCCCACUUUGCUGUAACAUUUCUCCUUCGUGGGGCUUGACGACAUAUUGCCGGCUCAAUACAAUCAAAAAGAGUGCGUGUUUCGGU
Molecule: messenger RNA, 1842 nt
Organism: Aphanomyces invadans
Lineage: Eukaryota; Oomycota; Saprolegniomycetes; Saprolegniales; Verrucalvaceae
Product: malate synthase A
Exons: 1
Coding region: 23-1642 (539 amino acids)
Biological process (GO): glyoxylate cycle
Cellular component (GO): cytoplasm
Molecular function (GO): malate synthase activity
Source: RefSeq, a predicted model, not a curated record